Molecule: messenger RNA, 1530 nt
Organism: Paracoccidioides brasiliensis Pb18
Exons: 3
Coding region: 1-1530 (509 amino acids)
Biological process (GO): tRNA-type intron splice site recognition and cleavage
Cellular component (GO): tRNA-intron endonuclease complex
Source: RefSeq, a predicted model, not a curated record
AUGGCGGAUGCCGACGAAGAUGCCCUCAUCCAACCUACCUCCGCACAAGACCAAACCACGCACAUUGACCAGGACCUAUCCGACGAAACCCAAGACUUCCGCUUCCUAAACUCUCUCUCCUUACUGCCGGACCCCAGCCAACCCGCCUCCCUCCCGCGCCGUGGAGAAAAGGACUUCGAACCGAACCCGACACUGCGCCAGGCUGAUGUUCUCGCCGCGUCGCGGGAUGCUAUGCACAAUGCGCUCGCAUAUCCGAGGCUGCAUAACCCGAAAACGCGAGUUGUGGGUAUCUACUGUCCAACCGGAUUACUGAGGCCGGCGCGGAAUCCUACUGGUGGUGGAUCAAGAGCGGAUAAGGAUAAUAGUAGCGAUGAGAAUGUCGCAAAGGAGGGUAAGGAUGUGGGAGUUGAGGAGAGUAAAGAAAAGAAGAAAGAUAAGGAGAGAGAUACAGAACGAUACGCUCCUCCAAGAAAGAAACCACCACCACCCCAUGGGAUUGGCAAUGGUACAUGUGUCUGCGUCCCUAGUCCACGGGGCCAGCACUUCAGAACCGUCGGGCGAUCUGACCAUUGGAAUCGCGUGUGGCUGCUACCGGAGGAAGCGUUGUAUUUGCUGGAACGAGGGAGCUUGGAUAUCCGAUGGCCCGCGCCCGCGGGAGAGCAUGAGCAUGCGGGUGAGGGGAGAGGAAACCGAAGAGAUGAAGAGGUAGAAGAUGUGGAUGGGGGAAUCCCGAUGAGUUUGCAAGGGGCGUAUGCGUGCCUUAUUGGGCGUGGGGGAUUAACCUUAGAGCGGUACAUUGUAUAUGCCGGCCUAAGGAGGGGUGGGUAUACGGUGAUACGGGCACCGAGUUGGGAUGACGGUCCAGUUGAGCAGGCUCUUUCUUCUACGACGAGUGGAAUUGAAACCCAUACCCAUCCUGAAGAGCGCGGCGGCGGAGGAUUAAUCAACCUCCUGUCCCGAUUCUUCAAUUCGAUAUACAAAUCCAUCCCUACAGGAUGUCUGGCCCAUGGGCCUGUUAUCGGGCUAGGUAUACACCGUAACUAUCACGACAUAUACCGCGCCCUCUCCAUAAUCCCCACCCACAACCCGACCCACCCAGACCCCCCUCAACCCCCCCAAACCAACCCACCUUAUCGCCUAGCCUACCACAUCUACAAACCCUCCACCCCCUUCCGCAAAUCCACACCAGGCACCCCGGACUUCCGACUCGCCGUCAUAAACUCGCGCACAAACCCUACCCUCCCCUCCCUGCAAGACUUAUCGGCGCUAUUAGAAAGCACGCCACUGGAUCCGCCACGGGGAGGGAAGAUGGAGCGGCUGAUGUAUAUGCGGCUGCGGCAUGGGUGGCGGAAUGUGAUUUUGGCAGUGGUUGAUCAGGGGGUUGUGAGCUUUUUGAGAGUGGCGGACGCCGGGUUUGUGGGAGUCAGGAUCUAUGAGGAGAAGCAGUGUGGGAGCAGGAAUAAGGUGGGCAGAAGUCGGGGGGCAACUGGGGGUGGGGGGCAGAAGGGGAAUGGAGGGGGUAGGACAUAG